Messenger RNA from Condylura cristata (star-nosed mole), 890 nucleotides. It is a transcript of the gene NDUFB11, whose product is annotated as NADH dehydrogenase (ubiquinone) 1 beta subcomplex, 11, 17.3kDa. The coding region runs from base 325 to 789 and encodes 154 amino acids. The transcript has 3 exons. The record is from RefSeq and is a predicted model, not a curated record. NCBI's taxonomy places the organism in Eukaryota, Metazoa, Chordata, Mammalia, Eulipotyphla, Talpidae.
GGGCCUCUUGGAGCGAUUGGUCGGCAGCUGUAGCCACCCAAAUGUCACCGUCUCUCUUCUCACGGAGGAAAGGAGCGGGCCUGUCCACCAGAAAUACCAUAGUUUGACCGAAUAAGAAAAUGGUUGCCCCCGUGAGGCCAUGACAGAGGGGGGAAAAGGGCUGCUCAGCGCACCACCUCGCUAGAAUACGAAAUCCACGCUCGCGACCUAUUGAGUGCGGCCGACUGAGGGCGGAACGACAACGAUCGCGCCGGAGCCAACUGCAGCUGCGCAGAGUCGCAUUUCCGUCCUCGGCCCCUCCCCCAGCCUGCAGAACGAUCUGUCAUGGCGACCGGGCUGUUAGCUUUGUGCGUUCGCCGCACUUUGGCGUUAGCGGCGAAGCGAGGACUCCCGGCCGCCGGGGUUCGCUGGGAGUCCGGCUCGACCAGGGCUGUAAUCGCCCCGACCGCUGUGGAGGAAAAGCGGACGUCCGCACCGACACUACGCUGGCAGGAGGACCCGGAUCCCGAGGACGAAAACUUAUAUGAGAAGAACCCAGACUCCCACGGUUAUGACAAAGACCCAGUGGUGGACCUCUGGAACAUGCGGGUUGUCUUCUUCUUUGGCUUCUCCAUCGCCUUGGUCUUUGGCACCACCUUUGUGGCUUAUCUACCUGACUACAGGAUGCAGGAGUGGGCCCGACGGGAAGCUGAGAGGCUUGUGAAGUACAGAGAGGCCAAUGGCCUCCCCAUCAUGGAAUCCAACUACUUUGACCCCAGCAAGAUCCAGCUGCCAGAGGAUGAAGACUGACCUGCUGCUGAAUGGAGUUCAAGAAGCACCACUUUCUCCACCCCCUGUUCUCCAUUCUGCCCUCUCUUCAGAACACCUAAUUAAAGGGACUGAAGGUCUGA